This is a messenger RNA of Plenodomus lingam JN3, 849 nucleotides long. RefSeq lists its product as uncharacterized. The record is from RefSeq and is a predicted model, not a curated record. Lineage: Eukaryota; Fungi; Ascomycota; Dothideomycetes; Pleosporales; Leptosphaeriaceae.
AUGAACGCAGUCUUCCUUCGCAACAGCUAUCCACCGUCUUCCUUCGCAAAGGGUCCUCGUCUGGUGGAAAAAAGUAAACCCCGUCUGUCCAGAUCCCUCAAAGCCGUCUGCCGUUGCAACUCCGAGAGGGGCGACGAUACACUCUCAUCAUCCUUCCAACAACACAUGGUGAAGGUCGCAUCUAUCCAGCCCAUGUCGCAUGUCAACAAUCGACUGCGGCGCCUCCCGCCUCGCGCUGCUCAUCACCUCGAUUUGCAAACAUUGCCCUUUCAGAAUUGCUUCCAUACAAAGAGGGCAAUCGGCCUCAAGGCAAUUGGUGCGUUCCAGUCGCUGCCACGUCGGGUCUUCAUCUGGUGGCCAGGGGCGAUCGAGGGAGUAGCGAUAAUGACAACUGACGGGCCUAGUCCUGCACGUAGUUGUCGAUCCAAGCCUAAGAGGACGCCAGUGCUUCCCGUAAAGACAAGAAAGGGUCCUUCUUGCAUCUUCCGCCAGUCGAUAUCGAUGACGCGAGCGGCCGAAAUCUUAUCCGUGUAUAUCCUCAUCGUCAUUCGCAUGGCGGCCUUUGACGAAUAUCGGAACUCAUUUCUCGAGUUAUGGUUCAUCUUGCCAUCGUCUGCAAUCUUCUGUGGCCAUCGUAUCCGGGAUUGUCUGGUUUCAUCCCCCGCAUGGACUUAUGAAUGGAAAUUCGAGAGGGCCCUCCAGGUCCAGAGCACCGUGCUCGUCAUGGCAUCUGAUGAAUCGGUAACAGAAGGCAGAGUGACCGAACUGGAUCCAACCGAAUCGAGGAGAACCGUCAUCCUCAGUGAUGAGUCCCUACUUGAUCCUCCCGUUGGCCGCAAUCGCUGGUAA